Miscanthus lutarioriparius is the source of this 1128-nucleotide messenger RNA. Lineage: Eukaryota; Viridiplantae; Streptophyta; Magnoliopsida; Poales; Poaceae. The record is from the annotation of a GenBank genome assembly.
AUGGAGACUGAUGCUCCAAAAGCUAAGGCUCACAAGGGCCAUCUUACUGAGUCCACAAUUAAUGUGAACACUGGUGAAAAAGUUGCAUGUCAACUCGAAAAGAGUGUUUCUAUGGAGAAAAUUUUCCCUGAUCCUUCAUCUCAGAAGGAGAUGACUGUUGAUAUUGGGAAAAUGAAGGAUGUGGCUCAGGAACCUGCUACUCCUGUCGAAGCCUUAGAAAUAGUUCCUGGUGGAGUUGAUCCUGAGGCGUAUACGAGGUGCAUGGAGUACUGCCAAGCUCAAGGUGUGAAUUUAGACACUUUUAAAUUUGUUAAGAUUGGCUUGGACAAACUUUGCAUUAUGUCAAGGAAGUCAGAGCUAAAGUUGUCAAAGUAUAUUGAUGAUGCCUUCAUAGUUUCUGAUGCUAAGGGUCAACUUGCUGGGAAAUCUUCCCUUGAGUUGGCAGAUGCAAGUGUUACUAUUAUUUACAAGCUACAUAUAUUUUUGCCUGACUUCAAUGCUCUUUUGCAAAGGAGUUUGCGUAAGUCUCUCGAAGAAGAUGCAAAGAAUGCGGCACUUCGUGAAAAAAGUUUGCUUGAGGAGAUUAAAUCUUUGAAAUCUCAACUUGUUGCUAAGGAGAAAGAAAGAGUGGAAACGGUUAAAGCUCUCAAUAAUAUGGAGUCAAGGUGUAUCUCUAUUGGGACCAAGCUUGAGACAAAGACUAAAGAUUUUGAUAACUUGAAGAAAGAUCUUGAUAAGGUUGUGGGAGAGAAAAAUUAUCUUGAGAAAAAGUCUACUGAGAAAGAUAAAAAAUUUCAUGAUAAGUGUAAUCGUCUGUGGGAACUUUACAAGAAUUGUUAUGAUAAGUUUGGUGCGAAGCCAGAAGAUCCUUGCUGGGAUCUUGGGGAGUUUGACCCAUUUUUUGCUUUGUUAUGCCCCCAAUAUGAGGAUUUGCCCAUUCUACUUUGCAAGAAAUAUUUCAAUCAAUAUUGGAACCUUGGUAGCAGAGAGAGUGAUUUUCUGAAGGCAAAGAAGAAGAUGGAAAAGCUUAAAAAAGAAAUUACUGCUGGCGAGAAGGAGCAGAAGGAGCAAGACAAGCGUGAUGAGAAAAAUGCUAGAGAUGAUGGUGUUGGUGAUCAUCCAUUUUAG